Aaosphaeria arxii CBS 175.79 is the source of this 1919-nucleotide messenger RNA. Its product is annotated as ADP-ribosylation factor GTPase-activating protein 1. Gene Ontology annotation, molecular function: GTPase activator activity. The transcript has 4 exons. NCBI's taxonomy places the organism in Eukaryota, Fungi, Ascomycota, Dothideomycetes, Pleosporales. Gene Ontology annotation, cellular component: Golgi membrane. Bases 282 to 1550 code for a protein of 422 amino acids. The record is from RefSeq and is a predicted model, not a curated record. Gene Ontology annotation, biological process: regulation of ARF protein signal transduction; regulation of endocytosis.
UUCAAUUGUUUUUCGCCCACGUCUCAAGAACGGACUCACGGAUUUCCUUUCUAUUUCCAUGAUUUGAGACCCUAAUAUAUAGUGUUGUAAGUCGGGCAGCUGUGACCUUGCUGGGUAUCUAGAGAGGUCUUGGCCACGUUUCUGACGUUAGUGCUCGUGCCCCUCUCACACCCUCAACCGCUUCCCCAGCUCCUUUAAAAUUACCAGAAUAACAACAACGUCACUUUUGUCAGUCAUUCAAACGCUCGCGAGGUGCGAAACCUCGUCAAAUCCUGUCCAAUAUGAGUAAAAUGUGGGAGGUCGAUCCGGAGACCAGAAGCAAGUUGCUCGAGAUCCAGAAGACCAACGAGAACAACAAAUGCGUCGACUGCAACGCACCGAGUCCACAAUGGGCUUCCCCUAAGCUCGGAAUCUUCAUGUGUCUCUCCUGCUCUGGAGUCCAUCGGGGACUCGGCGUACACAUCUCGUUCAUUCGCAGCAUAACGAUGGAUGCUUUCAAGGGCGCCGAGCUCGCGCGCAUGGCUGCCGGCGGCAACAAGCCUUUCCGGGACUUCUUCAACGCACACGCCUCGAACACGAAAGAGAGCCGGACAUUUGAAGGGAGCGAGAUCAGGGAUAGAUACGACAGCGAGGCCGGAGACGAGUGGAAGGAGAGAUUGAGCUGCAAGGUCGAGGGCCGGGAAUUCGACAAGAGCGCGCUCCCGAAGAGGGUGAAGAAAGAUCCAGCCGCGAGCGCAGGUGCUGGUGCGCCCUUGAGCGGCCGCGCGAGUGCAGCGGGGAGCAGGAGCCAGACACCGCUGAGCAAGACGCGGAGCAACGAGUCUGGAUUCCAGCGCUCGGGUUCGCCAGCCCUGGGUACAUCCUCCUUGGGAGGUUCCAAGAAGGCACAGAAUGAGGCUUACUUUGCACGCAUGGGUGCGGAGAACUCGAACAGGCCGGAGGGUGUUGCGCCCAACCAGGGUGGCAAGUAUGGUGGAUUCGGAAGCGAGCCUGAUCACUGGAAGAAGGACGAUACUCCAGGAGCUGCUCCCGCCUUGGAUGAUUUCCAGAGGGAUCCUGUCGGAGCGCUCACCAAGGGUUUUGGAUGGUUGGGAGCAAGCGUGAGCAAAGCUGGGAAGACGGGCUAUGAUGGCUGGGUGAAGCCCGGUAUGGCGAAGCUCGCUGAGGCGGACAUCGCAUCUCAGGCUCGCAACACCGCAGGUUUCCUUGGCCAGGGGAUUCAAUCAGGUGCAACCAAUGCUGGCAAUGCAUUCACCCGCUUCGUCGAGGGAGAUGACAACCGCCACGCAUCAUCCGGAGCCAAUCGUUCCGUCGAACCAGACAAGAGAGACUUCUGGGACUCAUUCGGAGCUGCACCAAAGGGUCCUGCACCAGAGAAGAAGGAUUUCUGGGACGAGUUCUCUGCUGCUGGCGAGAGCAGGGCAGGCGACAGUUCUGGCGCCGGUGCCAGCCUCCUUGGCAACAAGAGCAAGCCGAGUGGACUGGGAACGAGCGCUAUGAAGGGACCAAGCAGUAGGAAAAAGGAGGACGAGGGAUGGGGUGAUUGGUGAUUCCGAGGUGGCGGAGUGGUUUUCUUUAUCCGAUAGGAGUUGGGGUGUUCGUCCGCAGUAGAAGCGUUUGGUUAUCUAUGUCCGGAAUACGAUGGGUUGGAUUCGAUUUCAUGCCAUGUCGUAAGUUCUCUAGGGAAUGGCCAGGAUUAUGUCUCAUCGUACCACAAUCUGUUUCCAUGGGAAGGUCAAUAUCACAUUUGCAACACAGUCGAUUAUUGUAUUAUGAAGCUUCAACUUCCCACAUCACGUCUAAAAUGGCUAAUCUUUGAUAGAGGAUGUUUUGUUUCAUGUUUCUUAAGUCCAUUUUCACUACCCUUCCAAGGUCCUGUAUGCCGUUCCCUGGAUAUCUAUUGUUCGAACGAUGGGUUG